Misgurnus anguillicaudatus (oriental weatherfish) is the source of this 1215-nucleotide messenger RNA. The record is from RefSeq and is a predicted model, not a curated record. NCBI's taxonomy places the organism in Eukaryota, Metazoa, Chordata, Actinopteri, Cypriniformes, Cobitidae.
CUCUCAUGAUCAGAAUUUAUUAAGACGCCGACGAUUGUGAACAAAUUUGUUUGUAUUUGUUUUUGUAAAUGUGUUUGUGUCUAAAAACAUUUUUUAUUUUGUCAUGUUUUUAAGAAGCUGUGUUUUGGAGUGAUGGAGUUCAUUUGUGUGACUCUGAUGAUUAUUAUUGGAAUCACAGAUUCAACAGCAGAUCAGUUUGCUGUUGUUGGACCUGUAGCUCCUCUCUUCAUUGUAUCUGGUGAAGAUGUGAUUCUGCCCUGUUCUCUCAAACCCAACAUCAGUGCUGUAAACAUGAGAGUCGAGUGGUCUAGACUUGAUCUCAAAGACUCAAUAGUCCAUCGGUAUGAAGAUCAUGAAGAUAAAAACACAAAUCAGCUUCAGUCGUACAGAGGAAGAACUGAAGUGUUUAAAGAUGAACUACAGAAAGGAAACACAUCACUUAAACUCUUAGGAGUUCAGAUCUCUGAUGAAGGACUUUAUAAGUGUUUUAUUCAGUCCAAAUCCUGGAGUGAUGACAUCACUGUUGAUCUCAGAGUUGAAGCUGUAGGAAGUCUUCCACUCAUUACUGUAGAUGGAUUUGAUGUUUCUGGUGGUCUUCAUCUUCAGUGUGAAUCUAAAGGUUGGAAUCCUGAACCUGAUCUUGUGUGGCUGGACAGUGAAGGAGUCACUUUGACAUCUGAAACUACAGACACACAGAGAGAGACAGAUGGAUUCAGAGUGAAACACAUGAUCACUGUAUAUAACAGAGACAGUAAAUAUCACUGUAGAGUCAAACUGAGACAUCACAUGAUGGAGACUGAGAUUAUUAUAUCAAGUAAAAUGUUUAACUCUUGGAGGUCAUCAGUGAUCUUGAUUUCUGUUGGAUCUGUGCUCGGUGUGAUCGGUGUGAUCUGUGGAUUACUGAUCGCUGUGUUCGUCUAUAGACACAGAGAGAACCGGGGUUACGAAAGUGUCCUAUUGUUCUCUUUCAUCAUCUCGUGUUCGAGAUCCACCUAUGGGAGAGACAUGGACAGCUCCCCGAUUGCCCAACACACUCACAGUGAGAGCCAAGAGCAGAGCUACCUUAAAAGACAGCAGCUUCAAGGAAAUAACACCCAGGGGCUCAAAGGGGUAUUGAGACAGGGCGUCCAGCAUCAUGGAGAGGUCCCAUUCAGGGACAGACUUCCUGAUGACUGGCAAAGAGCGAUGGGCACCCUUCAUAAAUCUGCAGAUUAA